AUCUCUUUGCAGGCGUUUGCGGGAACAAAUUGUUGCGGCUUUAAGCACGAGUGUGAUUAUAUCGAGAAUCAAAGUUUAAAAUUCGCCACAGCCGCAAAACGCGCGAUUCCGACUGUCAGCGCAGUAGUUGGUUGCAAUAAUAAAAGCAAACGGACUCUGCGUGAGUGUGUGUGUGUGCGUGGGUGUGUGGCGAGUGGCGAUUGGGCAGCGGAUGUAGCAGCUGGUCUAGAGCGACGUAAGCCCCAUAAAAACGACAUUAAAACAAAUAAACAAAUAUACAAAUACGAUUCGCAUUGGGAAAAGCUGUUAAAAAGUCCUUCGAACCAAACAUGUUGGCCUUCCACAACGAGCACAUUGCCAGUUGCGCCUUUCUGACCUACUUCAGUCCGGACAGCACAAACACGGCUGCCAAUUCGCCAACAUCUGGGGCACAGGCGGCGCUUUACAAUGACAAACAGUCUAUAACAGGGAUGAACCGUGCUUUACAGCUGAAGCCAGCUGAAAAUGAAAGUCGCAGCGAGCAUCUAGAUCGCAAGCUGUUCGUUGGCAUGCUCAGCAAACAACAAACCGAAGAUGAUGUUAGACAAAUAUUUCAUCCAUUUGGCACUAUAGAGGAGUGCACCAUAUUGCGUGGCCCGGACGGUGCUAGUAAAGGCUGCGCUUUCGUCAAAUUCGGUUCCCAACAGGAGGCUCAGUCUGCAAUAACCAAUUUGCACGGAAGCCAAACUAUGCCGGGCGCAUCCUCCAGCCUGGUUGUCAAAUACGCCGACACGGAGAAGGAGCGACAAAUAAGACGCAUGCAGCAAAUGGCCGGUCAUAUGAACCUAUUGAAUCCGUUUGUCUUUAAUCAAUUUGGACCGUACGGCGCCUAUGCGCAGCAACAACAGCAGGCGGCUCUGAUGGCCGCUGCGGCCACAGCGCCGGGCUCGGCGGCUGCCUACAUGAACCCAAUGGCCGCCCUGGCAACGCAAAUACCUCAUGGCCUCAAUGGCACCGGGCAGCCGCCGUCGCUGCCCUCGCCGACGAUGCCCAACUUUAAUAUGGGCGCCAAUACGCCCAAUGGGCAGCCAGGAGGCGCUGCCGCCGCUGCUGCAGCUGCCUCGGUGGCCGACGGUGUCUUCACGAAUGGCAUUCCACAAACGGCAUUUCCACAUCUCACACUCGCUCCAGAUCCGCUGCAUCUGACCAUACCACCACAAGGUUUGCCAAAUGGCGAUGCUGCUGCACUGCAACAUGCCUUCCCUGGUUUGCCACCAUUUCCAGGAGUUGCCUUUCCCGCCGUCUAUGGACAGUUUCCACAAGCUUUACCACCUCCCCUAGCGGCGGUUGCACCCACUCAGCGUGAAGAUUUUCUGAUGUUCCCAGGAUGUUCUAUAUCCGGCCCGGAGGGCUGCAAUCUAUUCAUCUAUCAUUUGCCCCAAGAAUUUGGUGAUGCUGAGUUAAUGCAAAUGUUCCUGCCGUUUGGCAAUGUGAUCAGCUCUAAGGUCUUCAUCGAUCGUGCAACAAACCAAAGCAAAUGUUUCGGUUUUGUUUCAUUUGAUAAUCCCACCAGCGCUCAAGCGGCCAUUCAGGCCAUGAAUGGCUUCCAGAUUGGCAUGAAAAGACUGAAAGUUCAAUUGAAGCGGCCAAAGGAUGCCAGUCGACCUUAUUAA
Messenger RNA from Drosophila arizonae, 1652 nucleotides. RefSeq names its product CUGBP Elav-like family member bruno 3 (gene bru3). The record is from RefSeq and is a predicted model, not a curated record. Gene Ontology annotation, molecular function: RNA binding. NCBI's taxonomy places the organism in Eukaryota, Metazoa, Arthropoda, Insecta, Diptera, Drosophilidae.